AUGCCAGCUGCCAACGGCAAUUGUUCAACGUCUGCAGCCUUAUGUAUGCAAUUUCUGACGCGGGUCGCCAACCUCGCCGUCGAAAACGCGUUGAUGGACAUGUCGACGUUGAUGAAUGUGAUUUUCGAUCUAUUCGACUCGAAGGCGCCAGCUUCACAAGGAAAAACAGACAGCUCAGUGGACAAAGGUCUUCGAGGGGCUGAGGCAUUACUUGUGGACAACUUUUAUGGUGUUCCGUAG
Molecule: messenger RNA, 240 nt
Organism: Angiostrongylus costaricensis
Lineage: Eukaryota; Metazoa; Nematoda; Chromadorea; Rhabditida; Metastrongylidae
Source: the annotation of a GenBank genome assembly